Messenger RNA from Loxodonta africana (African savanna elephant), 4783 nucleotides. It is a transcript of the gene BHLHE40, whose product is annotated as basic helix-loop-helix family member e40. The record is from RefSeq and is a predicted model, not a curated record. Gene Ontology annotation, cellular component: nucleus. Gene Ontology annotation, biological process: regulation of neurogenesis; regulation of transcription by RNA polymerase II; circadian regulation of gene expression. The coding region runs from base 321 to 1559 and encodes 412 amino acids. The transcript has 5 exons. Gene Ontology annotation, molecular function: protein dimerization activity; DNA-binding transcription factor activity, RNA polymerase II-specific; RNA polymerase II cis-regulatory region sequence-specific DNA binding. Lineage: Eukaryota; Metazoa; Chordata; Mammalia; Proboscidea; Elephantidae.
CACCUCCCGCUCCCUCCCGCCUCCUCGUCCGCCCCACUUCUCAUUCACUUGGCUCGCACGGCGCAGACGGCGCUAGGAGCUCACACCGCCAGUCUGUGCGCAGAGUCGGAGCCAGAGGCCGCCGGGACACCGGACCAUGCACGCCCCUAACUGAAGCAGCAUCUCAACGCCGUAUCUCCGGGGCAGCCCAGCGGAUUACAAGGCGCUCAGACUCAGAGGAACCCUUGGGAAAGACUCCUGAAGUCCCCUCCAGGACAGUCCUCACCUCGACGCCCCGCUAGCGCAGAGAGAAACGCGCAGUGGCCCCGGCUCGCCGCACCAUGGAGCGGAUCCCCAGCGCGCAACCACCUCCCGCCUGCCUGCCCAAAGCAUCAGGACUGGAGCCUGGAGACCUACCAGGAAUGGAUUUUGCCCACAUGUACCAAGUGUACAAAUCGAGGCGGGGAAUAAAGCGGAGCGACGACAGUAAGGAGACCUACAAACUGCCUCACAGGCUCAUCGAGAAGAAGAGACGUGACCGGAUUAACGAGUGCAUCGCCCAGCUGAAAGAUCUUCUACCCGAACACCUCAAACUUACAACUUUAGGUCACUUGGAAAAAGCCGUGGUUCUUGAACUUACCUUGAAGCAUGUGAAAGCACUAACAAACCUAAUCGAUCAGCAGCAACAGAAAAUCCUUGCCCUGCAGAGCGGUUUACAAGUCGGUGAGCUGUCGGGGAGAAGUGUUGAUGCAGGUCAAGAGAUGUUCUGCUCAGGUUUCCAGACGUGUGCUCGGGAGGUGCUUCAGUACCUGGCCAAGCACGAGAACACGCGGGACCUGAAGUCUUCCCAACUCGUCACCCACCUCCACCGAGUGGUUUCGGAGCUGCUGCAAGAUGGUACUUCCAGGAAGCCAUCAGACCCAGCUCCCAAAACCAUGGACUUCAAGGAGAAACCCAGCUCUCUGGCCAAAGGCUCAGAAGGGCUUGGGAAAAACUGUGUGCCAGUCAUUCAGCGGACUUUCCCUCACUCGAGUGGGGAACAGAGUGGCAGCGACACAGACACAGACAGCGGCUACGGAGGAGAAUUGGAGAAGGGUGACUUACGCAGCGAGCAGCCAUACUUCAAAAGUGAUCAUGGACGCAGGUUUGCCAUGGGAGAAAGGAUUGGCCCUAUUAAGCAAGAAUCUGAAGAACCCCCCACCAAAAAGGGCAGGAUGCAGCUCUCAGAUGAUGAAAGCCGUUUUUCUAGCAGUGACCUGAUUGGCUCCCCAUUCCUGGGCCCACACCCGCACCAGCCUCCUUUUUGCCUACCCUUCUAUCUGAUCCCACCAUCAGCAACUGCCUACCUGCCCAUGCUGGAGAAGUGCUGGUAUCCCACCUCUGUUCCAGUGUUAUACCCGGGCCUCAACGCUUCUGCUGCAGCCCUCACCAGCUUCAUGAACCCAGACAAGAUCUCGGCUCCCUUGCUCAUGCCCCAGAGACUCCCUUCUCCUUUGCCAACCCAUCCAUCCAUUGAUUCUUCUGCUCUACUCCAAGCUCUGAAGCAGAUCCCCCCUUUAAACUUGGAAACCAAAGACUAAACUCUUCAGGGGACCCUGCUGCUUUGCUUUCCUUCCUUCCUUACUUAAAAAAAAAAAAAAAAGUUUUUGUGAAUGCAGUGAGAAUGUUCCAGUGUGUAUGCCGAGCUAAUCUGAGACGUGGAGAGAAGAUUCAGGGUGUGGGUGUAUGCGUAUGUGUGUGUGCGUGCGUUUUGUGUGCCUGAGUGUUGGUAUAGAACAUGAAAGCUCCUUUUGGCUUAGGGAAGACACGAAGGAGUGCCUGACAUCAGUAGAUUUAGGGGGCAUUGCAGCACACUUCUGGGCUUUUCCCCACCCAGAGAAUAGCCUCCCUUUGAUAGGAGUCAGCUGGAUUUUCAAAAGCUUCUGUGAGUCACUCUUCAGUUUGGGAGCCAGGUCUGUGGCUUUGAGAAAAAGGUACUUUCAAAAGAGGACUUUCUGGAGCAUAGCUCCCAGCCAGCUGUUCUGACCCCACCCUUGUCCUUGUCGUAGUGACUCACCAGACAAACGGGGAGAGGGCAGUCAGACUAAGCUUGGGUGCGAUUCUGCUAAAGUGAGGUAGCAGACACUGGCAUCGCACAGCAGUGGUUUGGGGAGGUUUCCCUCAGGUAUGCUUCCCACCCCUGCCUCAGACGAAUAAAGAGAAUGUAGUUCCCUACUCAGGCUUCAUAGUGGUUGGCUUAUUAAGGAACUGAAAAGGGCUGCCUUUUACAAGCCAGAGGAGCCCUGGUGGCGCAGCAGUUAAGUGCUCGGCUACUGACCGAAAGGUUGGCAGUUCCAACCUACAAGCCGCUCUGGAGGAGGAAGAUGUGGCCAUCUGCUUCCAUAAAAAGAUUUACAGCCUUGGAAACUCUGUGGGGCAGUUCUAGUCUGUCCUCCAGGGUCGUUAUGAGUUGGAAUCACUCGAUGGCAAUGGGUUUGCACAAGCUGAGCUGCCAGGGAAUGAGGGAGGAGCUUCCUCGGGACCUCUGGCACCUGUUUCUUGGUCUCACUAUUAACACUUGCUGUCCAAGGAACCAAACCAGGGUCUGAGAGAUGCAGACGUCAAGUUCUGAGCACCCCAGAGGGCACAGAGCUGAGUCAUAAAUUGCUACCUUCAACAGAGCUAGACUCAGUUUUCAUUUCUAUCCUAAAACUCCUUUUAACCAAGCUUUAGCUUCUCAAAGGCCUAACCAACCCUUGGCACAGCAAGCUCCUUUCUAUAGGCUAAUUCCUCUUGCCUGAUGGUAUAUGGAGUGUCCUUACUCCUAAAAAGAAUUCUGUCUCCUUCAAAGAAGUUUUCUUUUCGGUCCGGAGUACAUGUUUUCCUGAUUUGUCCAGCUAGCCCUGCACCAGCUUUUCAAAAUGCACUAUGCUCGAUGGCCGAUUGUGUUUUAACUUUUUCUUUUCCUCUUUUUAUUUUGGUAUCAAGUCGUUGCCUUUAUUUGUAAAACUGUUAUAAAUAUAUAUUAUAUAAAUAUAUUAAAAAGGAACAUGUUUCAGAUGUUUAUUUGUAUAAUUACUUGAUCUACAAAGUGAGAAAAAAAUGAAUGUAUUCCUGUUUUUGAAGAGAAGAAGAAUUUUUUUCUCUAGGGAGAGGUACAGUGUUUAUAUUUUGGAGCCUUCCUGAAGGUGUGAAAUUGUAAAUAUUUUUACUUAUGAGUAAAUGUUAAGUAGUUGUUUUAAAAUACUUAAUAAAAUAAUCCUUUUCCUGUGGAAGAGAAAGACAGUCUCCUGCGUUUUUUAUAAUCAGAUUCGUGCUGUGGCCGCCUUCUGUCCUCACCUCUUGACAGAAGAAGGCAACAACUAGUUAAUCUCGAUGUGAUUUCAUUCAGCUUUUUCCAUGCCUUGUAUUCAGAAUAAGUUUAGUCAAAUUAGCAGGUAAAAACAAUUUUUUUUUUAACCCUUGCCAGGAGUUCACAAUCAUAUGCCUAUUUUAGGAGUUAAGAAAAAGGUGCAUUUUUUAUUUUCCAGUUUGCUUCAGUCAUGGUUCUUCAGAAUUGGAAGGAAAACCAAGGUAUAAAAUUGUGUGUUGGAAUGUCUGAGGAACUUGCUGGAGGGGUAGGCACGUUGAGGAAAGAUUUAAUGGGUCAUUGUGCAAUAGCAGUUGGUGCUGGGGAUAGCGCCUCUUUGCCAAGGCAGUCUAACUUUUUCAAAUCUAGCAUGGUCUAAUGGAUUUGCCAUAUCCUGCCUUCUUGUUGCUGGAGGCAACGUUCCAUAAUUAUUUUCUACAUCCUUCCUGGACUUCCUCUCAUUGGGUGUGUUUGUGUGUGAAUGAAUAUCGGUGUUGCCUAGUCAAGUGCUCUUAUUUUUAAAGAAAUUUUUAAACUCCAUGGGAAAAGAAGUGGGAAAUGACCAGGUAUUUUUGCCUCUCCUCUCCACUUGGAUUUGUAGCGUUCCUGUCGAAUACUCCCUCUGAUAUUUCCUGAUGGUCAGUGUGUGGGUCGCCAUGCACCAGCCCUCACGGCAUCUGAGUCUCCCAGAACCCUCUGCUUCUCUGGAGCCCUUGCAGGGAACCUGCCCCCAGGGAGUAAGUUCUCAGCCAGGCAGAGGCACCACCUGCUAGUCAGGACUGUUUGCUUCAAAUGUCACCUUCCCUGUGUCCUGAUGAGCCAGCAGGCGAGAGUAGGCAUUGCCUCCCUGAUGCGAGGUACAGACACAUGGCCUAAAAGGCACAAUUAUCCCUGAGCGGAGUGGUGUCAUGGAUGGAGACCUACCUAGAUCAGGAGUCAGGAUCCCUGAAUCUGGUCCAGUCUUUGAUGGCCUAUUACCUCUCCCUCAGAACAGGUUUUUGACUCAGUAAAACAAGGAUUCUGAGAAUGACCUCACAAGUUCCUCUGUCAGGCAGAUAGCAAAUUUCGUCAGUCUCUCUCCCCCAGCUUCUCAGGGCCUGAGUCUCCUGGUUUCCUGCCUGCUAAACCCCUGAAUCCCUCCACAAGUUGCUAGGCUCUUCUGACUAGAUUUUUCCUGUAAAAACCCAAACAUGUCAAGUUUAUCCUGGUGAAGGAGCUGGGCAGAAAUCAAGGCCAUACUUUUGCAUGCCCGGCUCUUUCCUGGGCCAUGACUCAAUGAGUAGCUCUGGGGACAGAAGGAAGUGGUUCAACCAACCUGAACUAAAAAAAGAUAAGAGGGUUGACACACAGUCAGCCCAGAAUCCCCCUCUCCUACUCUGACCACAUCAAACACCCCCAAUGGUUGCUCUGCCCCUCUGCCCCCGUUUCUGCCUCUCAAUAGCCCUUGACCUUCCUUCUCGCCCUGUCUCAGCAGAA